Messenger RNA from Blepharisma stoltei, 243 nucleotides. Lineage: Eukaryota; Ciliophora; Heterotrichea; Heterotrichida; Blepharismidae. The record is from the annotation of a GenBank genome assembly.
AUGAAAAUAAAGGUAUCACCUUGUCGAGUUUGGGCUGAGGCUUUCCUCUUAUGAAGUUUGAUACUGCUCAUGACAGCGUUUUUAGCCAAACAACUGGAAAUACAAAUUUUCGGUCAAAUAGAGAGUAAAAUUUCUGCAAGAAGAAUUUCCUUGAAUAAAAGAUAUUUAACCGAAAAAAUUGCUAGGGGUAAAUUAAAUUUGGAAGAAAUUUCACUGGAAGAGGAAAAUUUAUCUAUACUUUAA